AUGGACAACGAUUUUAGCAUGUUUUACUAUGCAGUCUUUGCCACCUUUGCUAUUCUUGUUACCGGCUCAAAUGGCAAACUGACAAGAUCAUCGCCAAAUGAACCGAAACCGUGCUGUUUACCGAAACAACAUAGUUCACAAAUGAGUAUAUCAACUGGUAUGAUAUUGCCCGAUGGUAAACCAUACAGUUCACACGAUGAAGCGAUUCUUUAUUUUACAGUUAGUAGUGAUGGUUUAUGCAUCCCAUUAAGUGGACAUUCUUACUCUCAAAACCCUGCUACGGUCAAUUCAACGACAGUAACAAAUUUCGUACCGAAAAUUAUUGAUCCGGAUGCAUUCGACAUACCGGAGGAAUGUAAAAAUGCUGCUUAG
Molecule: messenger RNA, 372 nt
Organism: Didymodactylos carnosus
Lineage: Eukaryota; Metazoa; Rotifera; Eurotatoria; Philodinida; Philodinidae
Source: the annotation of a GenBank genome assembly